UUUAAACUCCGCAGGCUGUGACUCUUGCUGCUCGGGGAGAGGCGUCUGUGACGAGAUGAACACCUGCAAUUGUCACGAGGGGUACAGCGGCCCCGGAUGUGAACAUCAGGAACAUGCAAAAUACAAGGUUUACAUCAACCCGGCCGACACGCGUCUUCUCUCCACCCAGACUUCAGACGGCGAGGUCAUCCAUCUGUUCGGUAAACGGUCUUCGGAUGGCUCUGUCCGGUCCCUUAAUGCUCUGAAGGUUCGUCAGACAGACGGACGUCAAACAUCCGUGACACUGGGGAAAAGAUAUCGUGUGAAGAGAAUAACCUCGUCCACCGGAAGUCGACUUAAUUUGAAAUGGCUCAGCCGGCAUCGCAUUUACGUCAAAGCCGUGACGCCUGAUGGUUCGUCUCAGGUCAACGUCGACGUUCGGUUAAAAAAUCAACGUUCCGGGAAAAAGAAAGUGAAUUAUCGGAAGAGGAGGAGAAAGAGAAGAGAGGCGAGUGAGGUGGGGUUGGGGCAGCUUAGAGGUGACUUUCCGUUUGACAGGAGAAUGUUAACCGAAACUCGCAGUCAGUAUUUGCAUAUACCUGUCCGAGUGGCCAGUUGUGAAGUACCGGAGCCACUCGCCGAGGUGUUCGCCAAUGUGUAUCUGAACUACCAGAACGGGACGUGGGACGGCUCUGCGGAGUAUCGUGCCAUGCGCACUAGAACCCCGGGGGUGUUUUACAUUCAAAUCCCCAAUAAUCCCGCCUCCAGGGCUAAGGACAGUCUGGCUAAAGCUUGCUCCUCUAUCGGAAAAGCGGCCUUACGGAGUUGCGCCUCCGUGUCGCCGAGAGUCCAGGUAUACGAGGAGAAAAUCUGCAACGCGACGGCCAACGGGUUUGAAUUUAUCCCGAACGCCGACCCUCGCCAGGUGCAAGACGUCCUUGAGACAUGUAGAGCCGGGUUUAAGGCGGUCGAGUCCCAUUGUAAGACGAUCGAUUUUACACCAGAACAACAGGAUCACGUCUUCUUGGACUGUGACAAUGUUCAGAGCUACGAGGACUCCUAUACGGACAAGCCGAUUUUCGUCUCGCCUGUUGUCGUCUACCCGGAUGGACGGAUCCUCAAAGGCAAAGGCGUCGAGAUUAAAAUCACCCGCAACAUGGUUUAUCACGAGGAAGGCUUCGUGUUGGACGACAAUGGCGGCGGCGUCAAACUGACGGACAUCGUCGUGGAUCCGUCCGAUCCUAAACCCAAGGAACGCUACACGGUCCGCGUUACUCACCGCUGUGCCUCCAACAAAACCUCUCUCUACUCCUCCGUGGCCGGAAGUGACUUCUACACAAACGAAAUGUCCUGUAUCGGGUAUAAAUCAUGCAACUGCUGUGAGCUUGGGGUCGCAGGGGCCGCAGAGCUCGUCGUGGACAGUGUCCAAGUCCAUAUCGAGGACCCCCACCUAAAGAUUCCGAUAUCUAGACAUGUUGUUGUUGUGUUCUGAUAUGCCAUUGGUGGGUACAGAGAUGAAAGCUUCUGUGGUCAUGCACUUAUGUGGAGAUGGCCUGCAGGAGUAGUGUUUUGUUUCUGUGCGCUGGUUCGUAUGGCCAAAUCCCGUGAGGUGUAGUAAUAUAAAUUUAUUCUGACGAUAUGACAGUGUGAUACAUGAACUACAAAUGAAAUCCUUACAAAUAUUUGAGAUAACGGGUUGAGCUGAUGGGUUACUGAAAAUUCAGCGUGUCUGACGAUUGUCACGACUAUUCAGUGAACAGAAUCUGUGACCUCAGGUUCGCGAAGCCAAAACCCGAUUUCUGGUUAUGGGGAGCGUCGUUGGCCUUUUACUUACUCUUGUCCAAGGCUGCGUAAUGAAACUAAUCAUUGUUGCUGACACUGCAGUACUUGUGCACUAGCUCAUUGCUUUAUUGACACAGC
Messenger RNA from Liolophura sinensis, 1899 nucleotides. RefSeq lists its product as uncharacterized. The coding region runs from base 56 to 1471 and encodes 471 amino acids. The transcript has 2 exons. NCBI's taxonomy places the organism in Eukaryota, Metazoa, Mollusca, Polyplacophora, Chitonida, Chitonidae. The record is from RefSeq and is a predicted model, not a curated record.